Molecule: messenger RNA, 4540 nt
Organism: Maylandia zebra (zebra mbuna)
Lineage: Eukaryota; Metazoa; Chordata; Actinopteri; Cichliformes; Cichlidae
Gene: sh3rf1
Product: SH3 domain containing ring finger 1
Molecular function (GO): protein binding
Source: RefSeq, a predicted model, not a curated record
ACUUCACUCCCUCCCCCUCUCGGCUUGUUCUAGCAGCAGUCCCGCAGAGCAGAAGUAUCAGCAUGGCGCUCGGUGAGGCUGGAGUUCCGUUGUCUCUCUUGUAUUGUGUUUCUCAUGUCAGGUUUUACUCCACUAUCUGAUAGAGGUCUGCGAUUCCUGCGCGGUGUGCGCCUCUAAACAAAACCUGUCUGGGUAAAAACGGCAGCAUUUUCCUGCUGGAUACUCACAGAGAAGUGGUUUGUAGAUAUCUGAGAAGGCUUGCUAACUAGCAAGGAGGCAAAAAAAAAAAAAUUACGGGAGAUACAGAGCAACAAGAGGAGGAGUCCUGUUCUGGAAGAGCUGAUGCAGGUGCCAUGGCAAUAGCCGAGGCAUGGGAGUGACGUGACAGUACUUGAUGUGCUUCCAAACAAAAACCUUAUCAGCAUCAUGUUUUUCUGCUGAAUUAGAGGCAGAACACACAGAGAAUGGACGAGUCCGUGUUGUUGGAUUUGCUCGAGUGCCCCGUUUGUCUCGAGCGGCUAGAUGCCUCGGCAAAGGUUCUUCCUUGUCAGCACACCUUCUGCCGGCGUUGCCUCCAAGGUAUCCUUGGCUCACGCGGGGAGUUGCGCUGCCCAGAGUGCCGGACGUUGGUGGAUUGUGCCGUGGAUGAACUUCCCAGCAACAUCCUACUUGUGCGGCUCUUGGAUGGAAUCAAGCAGAGGCCACGGAGGGUUGGUCCUGGGGCGGCAGUCUGCACAAAUGGUACAUCUGGAGCCAUGGCCAGGGCACAUGGAAGUGGAUCUCGGGACCAGGGCACCCCGGGAGCACAACCCCAGCGAGCUCAGGCUAAGAGCACCCUCGUCCGGGGCGUACCCCAGCUCCCGUGUGCCAAGGCGCUCUACAACUACGAUGGCAAGGAACAAGGAGACCUCAAAUUCAGCAAGGGUGACAUUAUCAUCCUGCGUCGACAAGUGGAUGAGAACUGGUACCACGGUGAGAUGGGUGGAGUCCACGGCUUUUUCCCCACCAACUUUGUCCAAGUUAUUAAGCCGCUGCCACAGCCGCCACCUCAGUGCAAAGCUCUCUAUGACUUUGAGCUCAAAGAUAAAGAGGCCGACAAGGAUUGUCUGCCCUUCUCAAAGGACGAUAUCCUGACUGUGAUCCGCAGAGUAGAUGAAAACUGGGCCGAGGGAAUGCUGGGAGAUAAAAUUGGAAUUUUCCCCAUCUCGUAUGUUGAGUUCAAUUCGGCAGCUCGGCAGCUUAUAGAGUUGGACAAGCCGUCCGACUCCAGUGGAGACUCUGGGGAAGGGGCCUCCUCAGGGCCUCAGACAAAUGGUGCCCACCGGGUAGGGGAGAAGAAGAACAGCAAGAAACGACAUUCUUUCACCUCUCUCACCAUGUCGCACAAACCCAUGCUAGCACCUCCCCCCCAGCGCCACUCCAUGGAGAUUAGCGGUCCGGUCCUCAUCAGCUCCAGCAACCCCACGGCAGCAGCUCGAAUCGGAGAGAUCAGCGGGGGCCUCUCCUGCAGCGCACCUUCACAGGUACAUAUUUGCACAACUGGCCUAAUUGUGACCCCGCCUCCUAGCAGUCCUGUUACUACAGCAACCGUCUUCACAUUUCCCUCAGAGACGAGCUACACAUCCAUCCCUGUGGAUGCUCUCCCACCACCCCCACCGCCUCCCCCCCAGUCCUCCGUCGGUGGAGCUGCAUAUUCGCUGGCUGCCGGACAGAGACCCUCCCCCAGCAUAAGCGACCAAAGUGGGAGACAAAGACCCACAGUCUAUGUGGCAAUGUUUCCCUACACUCCUCGAAAGGAGGAUGAACUGGAGCUGAGGAAAGGAGAGAUGUUUCUGGUGCUGGAACGCUGUCAGGAUGGCUGGUUCAAGGGCACGUCCAUGCACACGGGCAAGAUUGGAGUGUUUCCUGGGAACUACAUGAGCCCCGUCAGCAGGACAGCGUCUGGGAGCUCUCAGCCCAAAGUGCCCUUGAGUCUGUGCACUCAGGCAGGCAGAGGUGUCACCAUCGUCAGCCCUUCUUCUGCUCCCCUUGGAGCCAUUGUUUCAGGGCCUGAUUUUAACAAACCGCUGACUGUAUGCCCCGCCGUUGCACCUGCCAACUCCCAGCCUGCAGCGGUGGUCACCACAGCUCAAACAGCCACAGGCCAACAGCCAAAAGUCUCACUGCACGUCACCUCCCAGAUGACCGUGAAUCAGGCUCGCAACGCGGUCAGGACAGCUGCAUGUCACAGUCAGGACAGGCCCACAGCAGCAGUGACACCAAUACAGUCUGCAACACCCGUGACGUAUCUCCCACACCUCGCAGUGUGCUCGCAGCCCGGGUCAAGCCCUGCACAAGGCUGCACUCGAGUAGGGGUGGCAAUGGGCUGCGCAGCUGCCUCCUUGACCCCACCCAAUGUCAGCGCUGCAUCUUUGGAUAGUGACGCUUUGAGACCUGUACCUGUCCUCGCUGUGCCUGUCAACCCUGGGAGCAACUCCGCUCUCAAUCCCACAUCUAACAAUGCAGCUCCUGCCUGCAGACUGGAUAAAGACAUCAAGAGAGAAAAGAAAAGUCUUCUGAAGCUGUUGUCCUCCAAUAAGAAGAAGUCUCGCCCUUCGCCCCCCUCCUCUCCUACCCUUGAGGCUGAGCAGGCCGCUGCUGCUGGAGAGCUGCUACAUGGCGCUGUGGGCCUUGACACCUCCCCUCCCUCUGGCCCAGCGAGCUGCCUGGACUCUGAACCUGCUGCUGCUUCUGCCUCGUCAUCCUCCUCCUCCUCAGUCCCAGAGUCCUCCCAUCGGAAGAGCAGUCCCCUUGAUGGAUGUGUUCCUAUCGCUCCUCCUCCCCGCCAGCCCUGCUCCUCUCUUUUAUCUCAACAGCAUGACGCACGUCCCAUCAUAUGUGAGAGGUACAGGGUGGUUGUAUCAUAUCCUCCCCAGAGCGAAGCAGAGCUGGAACUUAAGGAGGGCGACAUUGUGUUUGUUCACAGGAAGAGGGAAGAUGGCUGGUUCAAAGGCACGCUGCAGAGGAAUGGCAGGACGGGACUGUUCCCUGGCAGCUUUGUAGACAUCAUUUAAUACACGCACGUAUACACACAAACACACAGUGAUCCAUCUGACUGCUGCUAGCCUCGUUAAGGUGUCACUGCUCCCAAGGUUGCUUGGACAGGUCAACCACGAUGACACUUCAAGUCUUGAAAUAGACCACUCGAGAGUGCUGCAGAGAAAAAUCAAUGAAAGCACAUUGGACAGAGUUAGAGGAGAGCACACACUAUUCAUGAACUUUUCUUUACUUUUUUUUUGUUGGUUAUUUAUAUCUUUGUAACAAUUCAACUGUUAAAUGUGUGCCUUGUACUGUUCCUCACUUUAUUGUACAUAAGGACACAAAUAUGAUUAGUCCUAAAACAUCCAAUAUGAACUGUUUAUCCGUAUGUUACACAUUUUAACUUAUUUCAUAGAUCAACCUUUUUGUAGUGCCACAUGUUAAGGGGUUAAGUAAAGCACACGCCUUAUUUUAAUACAUCAGAUUUGCUUUUCUCUAUAUGACUGCUGUUCAGACUGUCAGAAGGCAGUUGUACUAGGUGGAACAGAUCAGAACAAAUUGUGCUGCAGAGUAGAAAAUAAGAUACUUCUCCUCCUCCGAAGGCAUUAUUGAAUCCGGGGGAUCCUAACAGAGAUCUGCUGUAUUGCACAUUUGAGUACUCCGCUUUGACAAAUUAUUUCUGUGUGCCAUUCACAGGCAUCUAGUUUUUUCUCGCAGUGUGGUUGCAGUGUAAAGGGCUGAUACUGCAUUGAUCAAACAUUUGCAUGUGAUUAGCAAAGCCAUCCGCAGGAGACAAAGUGCUGCGGGACUGUUUGGCUCUGCCGUUUUUAAUAUGCGAAAAACACACUCCAAAAUGGACUCAAAUGAUGCUUACUUUGUACCUUCUUUAUAUUUACUGACCAGAGUAGCUGCUCUCCUAACCUCCCUCGGCAGUAGCCAAACCUGGACAGAGCGCUCCAUCACGGGAGCGACAUAACAUUUCAGUAACAGUGCACGGCCGAUUCCUUUCAGUGUGUAUUUAUUUUAUGUUAGCUACACAUUUCAGAGACGCUGACACCUGCUGCUCGUAGAGAGAGUGUCAUAUAACUAAUCGGACACAGUCGCCCCUCAACGGGCUCCGUUUGUGAACACGAACUCAUUCCUAAUGUGACUUGUGGCAAUAAGAAACACUGCUAGCUAAAGCACAGAAUGUUUGCCUAAAGUAGCAUGUUGUAUCACUCCACAGGAAGAGGUGCAUUCAAUCUGUUGAAUCCAAUCACAAGUUUUUAUUGAAAUCAAUCACAUUGAGCCCUUGAUUUUUCUCCCCCCCUGUUUUUCAUGGUUAAGCGAUUCAAAGUUUGUUUCUUGUUUUUCUGUUAAUUGUUGUACUGACUUGAAUUACUAUAAGAUUUCUUAGUGAUUGGAGGGGAUUUGGCUGUAGGUUCGGUGCUUGUUGAACUGAAAAUGAAUUAGCAAUUUUAGAAUACUUUUUAAAAAAAUGAAAGUGUAAUCUUCAUAAAAGAUCAUUCUUCUUUGCCUUGAA